UUAUAUAAACCGCACCCACACAAAAAGCACCGGUUUUCUCUCUCUCUUCUUUCUCUCUCUAAAUUGUUCAAGUCGUUCCAUGUACGUGAAGAUGAUCUUCUUCUCCAGAUAAAUUUAGAGUCAUUUCCUCAAUCUGCAUUAUUGGUUUUCGAGCCUCUUCUUUUUGGUCAGUCUCUGUUUUUCCAUUUUUCAUUCGAAAAGGGGUUAAGGUCUUAAGUCCCUUCGAUGUUUUAGAGAGAGAGAGAGAGAGAGAAGAGAGAGAAUGAAGGAUUUCCCUGGAACACCGGGAACCCUUACUGGUCUCAUGCUUCGGGUUGGUCAAUUUACAUUUGCUGCUGCCUCCAUUGCUUUCGUGGCCACUGGCGUUCGAUUCCAAGAAUUUACAGCUUUCUGCUAUUUGAUAGCUUCCAUGGGUUUGCAAGUCCUCUGGAGUUUGUGGCUUGCAUGCCUUGAUGCUUAUGCAAUGCUCGCGCCGCGUGACCUGCGCAAUCCUCGUUUGGUUAGCCUGUUUGUGGUUGGGGAUUGGGUUACGGCGACCUUAUCACUUGCUGCAGCUUGCUCAUCUGCAGGGAUACUGGUUUUGUAUGACCGAGACUUGGGGAACUGUAAGGAGUCAGUAUGCCAAAGGUACCAGUUCGCGAUUGCCAUGGCGUUUAUGAGUUGGGUGUUGAUUGAUAUAUCAUCUCUCAUCAUGUUUUGGCUACUUGCUGCUGGUUAAACAAUCUUCAAACACCAGAUUCUAUUAAUUGAUGGAGCAUUUUCUUAUCAAUGGAAGUUGGGCCCAACAUUGAGAUGCAUUUUGACACCCCGUGCAGUGUUUGGGGGUUAUAUAAUAGGCUUUGGGGGGAUAUUAACCAAAUCCAAGGUUCAGUUUGUGGGGUUGCUUCUUGGGUGAUGAUCCUUAAUGGAGGAGUGAGUCUCUUUUUACCUCACCUAUAUAGUUUGUUGUACAGAUUGUAUAAAUUUAAUGUAAUACAAGUCAAUUUUGUUC
Messenger RNA from Amborella trichopoda, 991 nucleotides. RefSeq names its product CASP-like protein 5B1. NCBI's taxonomy places the organism in Eukaryota, Viridiplantae, Streptophyta, Magnoliopsida, Amborellales, Amborellaceae. Gene Ontology annotation, cellular component: membrane. The record is from RefSeq and is a predicted model, not a curated record.